GUCAAACUCAGAGAGAAUGAUGUUACAAUAAACACAACAUCGAGCCCCGGGGGCCUGCUUGAGUAUUUCAGGGCAGCAGCAGGACAUUUCCUCACUGGAGAGGGGCACAGUUCGAAGUUGGCGCAACCAAGGAGAAGCCUGACCCAUAGGUUGGUCCCUUUCUAAAGUUAACUAACUCUCACCCUUUGACUCUUGGUCCUGAGUUGUGCUGAGCUGGCUGCAGACACUCUCAACAGCACUUGGGACAUUGCACUGGACUUACCAGGGCUGCAGUCUCCAGAAUCAUGCCCUCGGUGGAUGACAUUUUAGAGCACAUAGGGGAAUUUCACUUUUUCCAGAAACAAACAUUUUUCCUCUUAGCUCUGUUCUCAGCAGCCUUCACCCCCAUCUACGUGGGCAUUGUCUUCCUGGGCUUUAUCCCCAACCACCGCUGCUGGAGCCCUGGAGUGGCUGAGCUGAGCCAGCGAUGUGGCUGGAGCCUGGCCGAGGAGCUCAACUACACAAUGCCGGGCCUGGGGGCUGCGGACAAAGCCUUCCUUCAGCAGUGCAUGGAGUAUGAGGUGGACUGGAACCAGAGCACCCUCAGCUGCAUGGACCCUCUGUCCAGCCUGCCUGACAACAGGAGCCACCUGCCACUAGCCCCCUGUCAGCACGGCUGGGUGUAUGACACACCUGGCUCCUCCAUCGUCACUGAGUUCAACCUAGUGUGUGCCAACUCCUGGAUGCUGGACCUGUUUCAGUCAGCUGUGAAUGUAGGGUUUUUUAUUGGUGCUGUGGGCAUCGGCUACCUAGCAGACAGGUUUGGCCGUAAAAUCUGCUUCUUGAUAACAAUUCUCAUAAAUGCUUCAUCUGGGGUUCUCAUGGCCAUUUCUCCAAACUAUACAUGGAUGUUACUGUUUCGCUUGAUCCAAGGACUGGUCAGCAAAGCGGGCUGGUUAAUCAGCUACAUCCUGAUUACAGAAUUUGUUGGGCUGAGCUAUCGGAGAACAGUGGGGAUUUUUUACCAAGUCUCUUUUACCAUUGGGCUCCUGGUGCUAGCAGGAGUGGCAUAUGCCAUUCCUCACUGGAGGUGGCUGCAGCUUGCCGUCACUCUGCCCAACUUCUGCUUCCUGCUCUAUUACUGGUGCAUCCCUGAGUCUCCAAGGUGGUUGAUCUCCCAAAACAAAACCAAGAAAGCCAUGAGGAUCAUUAAGCACAUCGCUAAGAAAAAUGGAAAAUCAAUGCCAGCUUCUCUUCAGAGCCUCAGAGCAGAUGAAGAAGCUGUUGAGAAGUUGAAUCCUUCAUUUCUUGACUUGGUCAGAACCCCUCAGAUAAGGAAACACACUUUGAUCUUGAUGUACAACUGGUUCACGAGCUCUGUUCUUUACCAGGGCCUUAUCAUGCACAUGGGCCUCGCAGGGGGCAAUAUCUACCUGGAUUUCUUCUAUUCUGCCUUGGUUGAAUUCCCAGCAGCCUUCAUCAUCAUCUUCACCAUUGACCGAAUUGGUCGCCGUUAUCCCUGGGCUGUGGCAAAUAUGGCAGCAGGGGUGGCCUGCCUAGCUUCAGUUUUUAUCCCUGAUGAUCUGCAGUGGCUAAAAGUCACCAUCGCGUGCUUAGGUAGGAUGGGAAUCACGAUGGCCUUCGAAAUGGUUUGCCUAGUCAGUGCUGAAUUGUACCCUACAUUCAUUAGGAAUCUUGGCGUGCUUGUCUGUUCCUCAAUGUGUGACAUUGGUGGCAUCCUCACGCCUUUCCUGGUCUACCGCCUCACGGAUGUCUGGCUGGAGCUCCCACUUGUGGUGUUCGCUGUGGUUGGCUUGGUGGCCGGUGGACUAGUGUUGUUGCUCCCAGAGACCAAAGGGAAGGCUCUGCCUGAGACCAUUGAGGACGCUGAAACCAUGCAGAGACCAAGAAAAUAUAAAGAAAAUAUGAUUUACCUCCAAGUCAAGAAACCAGACAUUCCACUAAACUAAGGAGAAAGACCUUGACUCCUGCUACAACCUUGCUUUGAUGCUGCCAAGACCAGAAGCAGAGAUUUCUUCACUCAUCACAAAGCCCAUGCAAUUCACCCAUACUUACCCUUGAGCUCUCUCAACCUAGAGCAAUAGCCAAUUGACUUUUUUGCACUGCUCUGUAAAAAUCACUCUACAGACUGGAUACUGCCAAGCCCUUCCAGUUCACACUGUCCUUGGAACUCCAAGGCCAUUGGAUUGCUUGAAUUUUUUCACAUAUUUGUAUUUCUUUAUUUGUUUCCUUUCCCACAAUGACAUCAAACCAGAAUACAUAGGGGAACUGUGGGUGAGGGAAACCAAAUAGAAAAGAUCUGAAAAAAAAAUAAAGUUAGGAGAAAAGAGUCUAUUUCCUUUAUGCAAUAAAAGACCCAAAGUCCAGAAUGUAUAUCAAGGCCUUUGAAUGGGGUCUUUCAGUGAUAGGUAAUAAAUUUUAAAUACACUGAUCAUUACAUGAGUUAGACUUGAAGGGAAUGUCAAAAGCAUUAGAGUACAGCUUGAGGAAUCGCAAAGUCCUUUUAUAUUUGGAUGGAUAACUACAAAUGUGUGCUUUCUAUAAAAGAUCUUGAGAAAAGUUAAACAAAGAACAUUGUUGGCAUUAUUAAAGCAUAGGCAGUAAUUUUUCACUGAAGUAAUAUUCACUGAAGUAAUAUUUGAACUUCAAAAAAUAUAUUAAUAUUUUAUCAAAGUAAUAUAGUAAAUAUAGCUCUGAAAGCUAAAAACUAUUAGACCUGUAUAAAAAGCAAAAUUUCUUUGACAUAUUCUACUUCUACCACCCCUUCUGAAAAAGCUUGCAACUACGAAAUUUUCAAACUGAAAUCUAUUCCAUAUAAAGUACCCAAAUAACCCCUUUCUAUUGAUGUUUUUUAUUUUUCAGUUUUAAUAUUUCCUUAUUGACUUUCUAGUGCAAAAGAUGCAGAUUUAUCUCUCUUCACCUCUUGAAUAAUCCAAAAACACAACUCUUCUCUUCCCUUUGAACUUUGUUUUGUAACAUACUAAUUAAAUCAAAUAAUCAACACUGGCAUCAUCAUAGUAUGUAACUGUUAAUGAAGCCUGAGCCACAUAGUAUUCUUAUGAUUAUGCUGCCUUUCUGUCAUGACAUUUUGCUUUUCCAGAAUCUUAUUUUUUAUUGCCUCACUUUCUAUAUAGUCCUCAUUUCAUUCAUUCCUCCCCAAACUCUCUGACAAAACAAUAAAUGUGCCCUCAGUAUAUUCAAGCACACUCACACACUGGCUCAUUUUCUUUCCUUUUCCCCUGGAGAUCUCACAUCUGGAGCCACCAGUCUGCCCACACUAGUUUGGCCUGGCGGAUCUCCAUGCUGCCUGAGCAGCAACUGGCCUGAGUUCUCCUUUCCCUCUUCCUGAGCAUGCUGAUUGCCUCUUUCUGGUGUUGAAUCCUCUGUCUGCUGGACCCCAAACCACCUUCUUUCUUGGUUUUCUCCAUCAUUUUAAAAAAACACAUCUACUGUCUUUUUGUCCAUUUUUCCAUUGCUAUAAGAAAAUAGUUAAGCUGAAUACUUUAUAAACAAAGAAAGUUUAUUUUACUCACAGUUUGGAAGACUAAAAAUCCAAGCAGCACAUCACCAGUCUGGCAAGGACUCUCCUGAUUACAUCACAUCAUGGUAGAUGGCAUCAUGCCACAUACAUAGGUGAGAGGGACAGAGCACACAGUGAGAGAGCAGGGAAAGCGGUCUUUCUCUUUUAUAGCAAUGCUCCCAUUAGAACUAACCACUGUCCCAAGAGAACUACCCUAAUUUCUUCUGAAGGCAGCAACCCUAGUGUCCUAAUUACUUCUUACAAGCUCCCACACCCAACUUUUAGGUGUGGGGUCCCCUCUAACACCACUACACUGGGGACCAAGAUUGUAACAUGUGAAAGUUUGGGAUUCACUCAAAUCAUAGCAAGAGUCCACACCUGUCUCUGUAUUCUCUUCUGUAACACUGGGUGUUAAAACCUCUAAACUACAUUUCCCAGGCUCUUUAUCCCUUGGCUUCUUCUAAGGCUCUAUCAAGGAAUAGCACCAUUUUCUUUACGCCAUGAAGGAAGCUUAGCAGCUGCUGUGACCAUUGCUGGUCACCACAGCUAGUGGGAUGGAGGUCCCCAAUCCUCAGUGGCAGUUCUACAGUUGUAGCAGCAGCACCAGUGGCAGCAAAAGUGUCCCUGCCUACAUCACAAUAUGAACAGGCCCUUGGGCUCCAGCCAGGAAAAACUGCCACUCUCUGGUCUUUGUGUGGUCUUCCCUUUUCUCUCUCCAGCGCAUCUUUCUCUCUUCUUCUCAAACAAUUGUUUUGUAAACAAGUAUCUGUAUUAAAUGACCUUUACUUGAAAUACCAA
Molecule: messenger RNA, 4318 nt
Organism: Heterocephalus glaber (naked mole-rat)
Lineage: Eukaryota; Metazoa; Chordata; Mammalia; Rodentia; Bathyergidae
Gene: Slc22a2
Product: solute carrier family 22 member 2
Biological process (GO): transmembrane transport
Cellular component (GO): membrane
Molecular function (GO): transmembrane transporter activity
Source: RefSeq, a predicted model, not a curated record